This is a messenger RNA of Eubalaena glacialis (North Atlantic right whale), 1284 nucleotides long. RefSeq names its product F-box protein 2 (gene FBXO2). Gene Ontology annotation, cellular component: SCF ubiquitin ligase complex; cytoplasm. The record is from RefSeq and is a predicted model, not a curated record. Bases 109 to 1002 code for a protein of 297 amino acids. Gene Ontology annotation, molecular function: ubiquitin protein ligase activity; protein binding. NCBI's taxonomy places the organism in Eukaryota, Metazoa, Chordata, Mammalia, Artiodactyla, Balaenidae. Gene Ontology annotation, biological process: glycoprotein catabolic process; SCF-dependent proteasomal ubiquitin-dependent protein catabolic process. The transcript has 6 exons.
GCGCCUGGACUCGCCGCCGCCGCCGCCGCCGCCGCCGCCGCCGCCGCGGGACUCGGACAGCCCGCAGCGCUCCGGGUCCUCCUCCUCUCGCGACCGCGCUCUGCAGCGAUGGACGGAGACGGUGACCCAGAGAGCGUGGGCCAGCCGGAGGAGGCCGGCCCGGAGGACCAGCAGGAGGAGGCUGGCGCGGAGGAGGCGAGCGGCGGGGAGGAGCGGCCCGAGGACGAGGGGGAGGAGGAGGCAGCGUACCUGGACGAGCUGCCCGAGCCGCUGCUGCUUCGUGUGCUGGCCGAGCUGCCCGCCGCCCAGCUGGUGCAGGCCUGCCGCCUGGUGUGCCUGCGCUGGAAGGAGCUGGUCGACGGCUCUCCCCUGUGGCUGCUCAAGUGCCAGCAAGAGGGUCUGGUACCCGAGGGCGGCCCCGAGGAUGAGCGCGACCACUGGCAGCAGUUCUACUUCCUGAGCAAGAGGCGGCGCAACCUGCUGCACAACCCGUGCGGGGAAGAGGACUUGGAGGGCUGGUGCGACGUGGAGCACGGUGGGGACGGCUGGAGGGUGGAGGAGCUGCCCGGAGACAGCGGCGUGGAAUUCAUCCACAAUGAGAGUGUCAAGAAGUACUUCGCCUCCUCCUUCGAGUGGUGUCGCAAAGCGCAGGUCAUUGACCUGCAGGCUGAGGGCUACUGGGAGGAGCUGCUGGACACCACUCAGCCGGCCAUCAUGGUGAAGGACUGGUACUCGGGCCGCAGAGACGCCGGCUGCCUGUACGAGCUUACGGUGAAGCUGCUGUCGGAGCACGAGGACGUGCUGGCCGAGUUCAACAGCGGGCAGGUGGCAGUGCCACAAGACAGCGACGACGGUGGCUGGAUUGAGAUCUCGCACACCUUCACCGACUAUGGGCCGGGCGUCCGCUUCGUCCGCUUCGAGCACGGCGGACAGGACUGCGUCUACUGGAAGGGCUGGUUCGGGGCCCGGGUGACCAACAGCAGCGUGUGGGUGGAGCCCUGAGUGACCCAUCCUCCAGCCUCCCCCAGCUGCCUUGGAGGGGCAGAGGCGCGGGGGUAGAUAGGGCUUAGUCGGUAGCAUCCUGACCUUCCGCACCCGGCGCACUCCUCUCCCGUCCCAUGCUCGAAGACCAGCCCCCUCAGAGGGAAAGAUGGGUUUUGUUGGUAUAUAUUUGCAUCUAGAAAAUAAGAUGGGUGAGGGCGUGGGCCUGCAUUGGGCCCGCCGCUGAAUCCCCUGCACCUAACACUGUGCCUGCCACGAAAAUGGGCGCUCAAUAAAUAUUAU